Molecule: messenger RNA, 3803 nt
Organism: Cydia fagiglandana
Lineage: Eukaryota; Metazoa; Arthropoda; Insecta; Lepidoptera; Tortricidae
Product: nuclear factor related to kappa-B-binding protein-like
Exons: 8
Coding region: 78-2909 (943 amino acids)
Cellular component (GO): nucleus
Molecular function (GO): RNA binding
Source: RefSeq, a predicted model, not a curated record
CGCGUCAAGUCGCGUCCACUUUUUUCUGAAAGAUGCUUUCUAUAAAUGUAGAAUAUUGAAGUGAAAUAUAAUAAUUAAUGGUUGAAACUAUGUCUGGAGGAUUAGUUGAAAAAGUAUACAUAGGUUUGGACCACGCGCCAGCCGCCUUUGACAUAAAAGGGCGUAUUCUUGGACCAAAUGGAACUAACAUAGAAUAUAUCCGUUCGGAAACGGGCGUGUUAGCAGUGCUGAAAAGUGAGAAAUUCGAGCCGCUGCAUUUAGCUCUGCAUCAUACCCGAUCUGAGGCAUUGGCAGCCGCUCGGUCGCUAGCGCUGAACCUGAUCGAGACUAUUCGUGCUGAAUUAGCUCAGUGGAGCGCGCAGCAGGCUGGGGGCCCUCCGCCGCCGCUGAAUGUGCCGCCUCCGACGUUGGCUACGACAACUGCACCACCGCCCGUCCCACCCCCUGUAGCCACCGUGGCGCUCUCAACGCCCUCAACAUUAACAUCCCCGGCACACCAGACAGUCAACCCACCUGUUGUCAGUGUAGCUCAGGCCACAACUCCUUUAAUGACAGUCCGGCAACCCACAGUCUUACAAUUCCUGCAACCACAGCAACAAUAUGUGCUUAAUCAGGAGAACGGUCAGUUAAUACCCAUAGUGCAACCCGGGGUGCAAGUUUCUAAUGCGGCAAACUUUACUCAUUUACCAAUAGCACAACAUCUAAGUUCGCUACAGCAGCCUAAUUUUGGUGGGACCCAGAUUGUAGAUUUGUCUAGCAUGCAGCCAGUUAACGUGACUCAGUUACGGUUGAGUGGUGUGCCGUCUUCCAUGUCAAUGAUAUUGCCGAAUGGGUAUUCGUUUCCUCAAGCAAGCUUAACAUCAUCUGACACGACAACAGUGAGUUCGGCGACAUCUACUCCAGUAGUUUGUGCCGCUCAGAGUACGAAUGCCUCUCAGAAGAUCUUGUACAGCACAGACAAGGGCGACAAGGAUGUGAAGUACCACAUCCAAGGGGACACAGUGCAGUGGGCGAUGCCAGGCUCGCAGACCAUGUUGAUUCCGUACCAGCAGUUACAAGAGCUAACGGCUAAUCAGGCAUUGCCUAAUUUACAGCCCCAACAAUUUGUUUCAAUAGCACCUGCCGGUGGCUUGCCUCAGACGUCACUCCCGCUUAGUGCAGCUCAGUUCCAGCAGCUUCAAGCCACGGGAACUAUCAUGCAGCUUAAUCAGAAGCCAAUAGUGAGCAGUGGUUCACUGAUAAAUAUAAUAUCCACUGGGCAGGCGUCGUCACCACAAGUGUUAUCUAAUUCAUCAACACCAACGAAAAAUCUGAAUCAAGAGAGUAGAGGGCAAAAGAGAUUGUCUGAUGGCACUCCAAGUCAGUUGCAGUUACGGCCUAUCGCUCCCGCUGGGUCACAGGGACAGGACAAGAGCUCGACCAGAGACUCUCGCACGUGGACGACCGCAGCUAGAGACAACACGGUGGUCAGUAUGGGGAUGAAAAUCAAUCCGGCACAUGGCACCAUCAUACACGUGUCGUCUGGACAACAGACCAAUGUGUCAGGCGCCGGAGUAACGCAAGAGAACACCACCGGCAUGUACAUCCGGCAAAUGGAGCGUAACGCCAUCCAAAUACAGAGCAAAGACAAGCAGGACCCCUCCAAACUGCAGAACCAGAACGUUCAGAUGAUCACCGUACCGCAGGGCAUGACGGUUCUCCAGAACCCCCUCAACAUCAGCCAGAUGCCUAUGAUUGGUCAACAGAACAGCCAAGUCUACAUGAUCCCCGCCAACCAGCAUAACAUAGUCCAAUCAGGCCUACCACCAGGCCUGAUUGGACAACAAGUCUUGCAACCAGGACAGAACGUCACAGUCAUGCAACCUAAUCAAUUAACUAUGCCUAAUGGCGUCCAAUAUAACAUGCCUUUAAUGCAAAUGAAUUUACCACCUAAUUCGCAGUACAUGCCUGCUGGAAUUAAUUUAAAUACGCAGCUGUCGGCGCAGCAGCUGAACGCAGCUUUAGCUGGUCAGCAACUAGCUAACCCUAAUAUGGCUGUGUCAGGAACUAUUCCUUUAGUCCAAGCACACCCGCCAGCGUCACCAAUGGCUCAAACUAACCCACCAACCCAACAACCGGUCCACCAAAUAAUGCCUCAAAAUUCCACCUUCAUCACCCCCACUUCUCAAUACGGCGGUAUGCCCGCUCAAUACAUGAUGCAGUCUAAUUCGGGAGCUAUAGUUCCAGCCAAUAAUCCAGUGCAGUACACAGUCCCGGCCAAUCAGAGCGCGAACCCACCAGCGAAUAACGGCAACGGCCAAUCAAAUACGCCUUCGGAGAAUGAAUCCACCAAUGGCACUAAUCAGACGAAUUACAUAACCUCAUCAUCGCAGGAAAACUACGCUAUAACUCAGAAUCAACAGCAGAUAAUAACCAAUGAUGGAGCGGCGACGCAAACGAUGACCAAUCAGCAGACGCAACAGAGUUACACGACCAAUGGCAGCAAUCCUCAAACGUAUAACGUGAAUCAGACGACAACCACGCAACCUCCAGCAACAUAUCAGCCUACAAACGGCUCAAAUCCCCAAGCUAACACACAGAGCUACGCCGCUUCUACACCUAUAUCUCAAGCGCAAAACUAUUCACCGUCAACAACACCAGCGCCUAACCAAACUUAUCCAGCGACCAAUCUCCCAAAUAUGCCUAAUGUCGCAUUUCCACCUAACCAAACGCCUAACCCUUAUCCUAACGCGACAGGGCAAAACAUGGCAGCUUAUGCUAACAACCAGUAUCAGUACACUAGUCGACCAUGGUUCAGGCCUCGCUACGGGUCUCCGCAGGGCUCCCCGUACGGCGCCGGAGCCCCGGCCGGGCCCCCGCUGCCGGUGCCGCCGCCCGCGGGGAACUACAACUACUGGCAGGACAGCUGAGAGUUGGAGAACAAUGUCUGGGAGGAGGGACAGUCCUUACUGUGAUUUGAUGCAGCAUUAUCGUAAGGAACGUAAAGCGGUAUCCAGGCGGGAUGAUCAAAUCAACCGAUUUGAUCAGGAAUGACAUUGGCGUCAAUCUCCAAUUUAAUCACCAUUUUUUAAUUUAUGGUGAUAUUAGAGCCCUCUAAAUUGAAAAAAAUGCCCCAGAACGAAAAUACUGGCGUCACAAAUUGGUAUUCUUGCGUCCGCACCUCAUUUUAUCGGUAAUAUCGGUCAUUAUCGGCGGUUGAAUUCGGCGAGCCAAAUUGGCGUUUGCGUCCGCACGUCCUGAUUCGACCGGGCAAUUUAAUCAGAUUGGCAUAAUAUUUACUAGUCUGCAUACGCCUUAUAGAAACUUUAAAUAAUGAAAAUUGAAAAAUGUCUAAUGCUGGACAAAGGACUUACGAGAAUCUCUACAUAUAAAAAGCGGAGCCUUAGACAAAAUGACGAACCAAAUCUGAUGAAUUGAUGAUACACUUUGUUGAAGAGCGUUCCCACUCUGGAUCUCUCGCUUUUACAAUUGAAACCGUUUCUGUAAUAGGAGAAUGGAACUCAAAAAUAUAUGAAUGGACUGAAAAGAUAUAUAGAUCUAGAGAUUCUUUACGGAGUGUUAAUGUACCCUUGACUAAGACGUUGAAAUUGUUCCACCGAUUGUAAAUACAUCGAGUAUUUGUAGUUUUAAGAAUUGGAACACUAAGCCCCCAUUCGCACGACAGCUUUUUCAACGCGCGUUAAAAAAGCGUUUUAAUGACACAAAUGGAUAACCAUGUAUGUAUUCACACGACAGCGGUGGCGCUUUUUAUCAAGCGUUGUUGGAUUUUCGACUUGGUCAUUAAAUCGUAUUUAGAGUGCGGA